AUGGCUGGGAGAAAUCACACCAUGGUGACUGAGUUCUUCCUCAUUGCAUUCACUGAGCACCCAGAGUGGGGGCUUCCUCUCUUCCUGGUAUUUUUGAGUUUCUAUCUUGUCACUCUGAUGGGUAACGCAGGAAUGAUCGUCCUGAUCCGUAAAGAUCACUGGCUGCAGACCCCAAUGUAUUUCUUCCUCAGCCACCUCUCCUUCGUGGACAUCUGCUACUCCUCUGUCAUUGUCCCUCAGAUGCUGGCUGUGCUACUGGAACACGGUGCUACCAUCUCUCAAGCUCGCUGUGCAGCUCAGUUCUUCCUCUUCACCUUCUUUGCCUCCAUUGACUGCUACCUCUUGGCCCUCAUGGCCUAUGACCGCUAUGUGGCUGUGUGCCAACCCUUGCUUUAUGUCACCAUCAUGACUGAGAAGGACCGCUUAAGUUUAGUGGCUGGUGCUUAUGUGGCUGGUUUCUCCAGUGCCUUUGUUCGAACAGUCACAGCCUUCACGCUCUCCUUUUGUGGAAACAAUGAGAUCAACUUCAUUUUCUGUGAUCUACCACCUCUUUUAAAACUCACAUGUGGGGAAAGCUACACUCAGGAAGUGGUGAUUAUUGUGUUUGCCAUUUUUGUCAUGCCUGCUUGUAUAUUGGUGAUCUUGGUGUCAUACUUGUUUAUCAUCAUGGCCAUUAUGCAGAUCCGUUCUGCUGGGGGCCGGGCCAAGACCUUCUCCACCUGUGCCUCCCACCUUACUGCUGUUGCUCUCUUCUUUGGCACCCUCAUCUUUAUGUACCUGCGAGAUAACUCAGGCCAGUCCUCAGCUGAAGACCGAGUGGUAUCAGUGUUUUAUACAAUGGUGACCCCCAUGCUUAACCCUCUCAUCUAUAGUCUUAGGAACAAGGAGGUAAAGGAGGCUGUUAAGAAAGCUCUCAGCAGGUUAAAAGCUUCUGGGAGAUCCUAG
This is a messenger RNA of Orycteropus afer afer, 945 nucleotides long. Its product is annotated as olfactory receptor 9Q2. The record is from RefSeq and is a predicted model, not a curated record. NCBI's taxonomy places the organism in Eukaryota, Metazoa, Chordata, Mammalia, Tubulidentata, Orycteropodidae. Gene Ontology annotation, molecular function: odorant binding; olfactory receptor activity; G protein-coupled receptor activity. Bases 1 to 945 code for a protein of 314 amino acids. Gene Ontology annotation, biological process: G protein-coupled receptor signaling pathway; sensory perception of smell. The transcript has a single exon. Gene Ontology annotation, cellular component: membrane.